Molecule: messenger RNA, 2555 nt
Organism: Salvelinus sp. IW2-2015
Lineage: Eukaryota; Metazoa; Chordata; Actinopteri; Salmoniformes; Salmonidae
Product: sulfate transporter
Biological process (GO): transmembrane transport
Cellular component (GO): plasma membrane
Molecular function (GO): chloride transmembrane transporter activity; secondary active sulfate transmembrane transporter activity; oxalate transmembrane transporter activity
Source: RefSeq, a predicted model, not a curated record
UUUGUCAUUCUACUCCGGGGUAGCAAGAGAGGCAUGUGUAUGACACUGCCAGAGAGACAGGAGAGACAGGAGAAGAGAAAAGUAGAGAGAGAGCAUGUGACACUCACAUGUUGGCUGUGAGGGAGAACACUGAUAGCGGUGACUAUUUUUAGGUGUACCUGUAGGUUACAUGUUCCUGACUACAGAACUUUGACACAAAAUUUGCAUUCCUCUUUGGGUUGGCAGAACGAAGUGUGGGAGCUCAGCUAAGCACCCCACCACCACCCCCACAACCCACUCCUUUCAGAGGCCAUGGAGGAAGCCAAGGUCACAGAAGUUCCCUACCUGGAGCGGAGGGUCCGGCAGCGGAAAGAGCCCAUGACCCUUCUGAAGACCAAGCUGAGCCGUAGCCUGUCCUGCUCUGUGCCCAGGGUCAAGAACACCUUGACUGGGUUCUUCCCUGUGGUGCUCUGGCUUCCCAAGUACCAGCUGAAAGAGUAUAUCUGGGGUGAUCUCAUGUCAGGCCUCAUCAUAGGCAUCAUCCUGGUCCCUCAGGCCAUCGCCUACUGCCUGCUGGCUGGAGUGGACCCUAUCUAUGGCCUCUACACCUCCUUCUUCGCCAACAUCAUCUACUUCUUCAUGGGGACCUCCAGGCACGUGUCUGUGGGCAUCUUCAGUCUUAUGAGCCUCAUGGUGGGCCAGGUUGUGGACAGAGAGGUGUAUAUGGCAGGGUUCGAGCUGGAUGACACCAAAGCAGCCACCGUAGAUGGAUUCUUAAAUGUAACAGGAGACUCAGACAGCUCAGCCGCCAACCUGACAAUAGGCGCCUUCGGCAUGGAGUGUGGGAAAGAAUGUUAUGCCAUCAGCAUCGCAGCAGCCUUGACGUUUUUGGCUGGGAUUUACCAGGUAUUGAUGGCUGUGUUCAGACUGGGCUUCGUCUCCGUCUACCUCUCUGCUCCCAUGCUGGACGGCUUCGCCACAGGCGCAUCGUUCACCAUCCUCACCGUCCAAGCCAAGUACCUACUGGGGCUCAAGAUCCCUCGCCACCAGGGCUACGGCACUGUGGUGGUCACCUGGAUCAAUAUCUUCAGUAACAUCCAGAACACCAACUACUGUGACCUCAUCACCAGCGUCAUCUGCAUCUCCGUCCUGGUGUUGGGGAAGGAGCUCCAAGAUCGCUACAAGGAUCGUCUGAAGAUCCCUCUGCCCACAGAGCUGGUAGUGGUGGCGGGCGCUACACUGGUGUCCCACUUUGUAGACUUCCACGGACGGUACGACUCCAGUGUCUCUGGUGCUAUCCCCACAGGCUUCAUCCCCCCUAAGGUGCCCAGUUUUGGKYUGAUGCCCCGGGUGGCCUUCGAUGCCAUCCCACUGGCUGUGAUCAGCUUUGCCUUCACGGUUUCCCUCUCUGAGAUGUUUGCCAAGAAGAACGGCUACACCGUCCGGCCCAACCAGGAGAUGUUGGCCAUUGGUUUCUGUAACAUUAUCCCAUCCUUCUUCCACUGUUUCACCACCAGUGCUGCCCUGGCUAAGACUAUGGUGAAAGACUCCACGGGCUGCCAGACUCAGGUCUCCAGCAUUGUAAGUGCCUUUGUCGUUCUCCUGGUCCUGCUCUUCUUCGCCCCCUUCUUUUAUUCCCUCCAGAAGUGCGUCCUGGCCUGUAUCAUCAUCGUCAGCCUGAGGGGAGCUCUCCGAAAGUUCAGAGACGUGCCCAGUAAGUGGCGCGUCAGUAAGAUGGACGCUGUUGUCUGGAUGGUGACUAUGAGUGCCUCAGCUCUGAUCAGUGUGGAGAUGGGGCUGGUGGUUGGGGUCGUUUUCUCUAUGCUCUGUAUCAUCGUCCAGACCCAGAAGCCCAAGGUUUCUCUGCUGGGACAGGUCCAUGGCACUGUCUACUACGAGGAUUUGGAGGAGUAUGAAAACCUCAUGUCCCUCCCUAAAGUGAAGAUCUUCCGCUUCCAGGCCCCGCUCUACUAUGCAAACAAGAACUUCUUCCUGAAGUCGCUGUACAAGGCCGUGGGCGUGGAACCCUUCCUGGAGAUGACCAGGAGGAUGGAAGCAGAGAAAAAAUCUGAAAAAAUGGCAGCGAAGGAAGCCGGGAGAGACGACAAGACUAAGGGAGAGGUGAAUGUAGGGCUGGUGUCCAGAGAACUUGACUUCCACACUAUCAUCUUAGACUGCUCUGCCAUGCCCUUCGUAGACUCCACAGGGAUGCAAACCUUCAAAGGGAUCAUUAAAGACUAUAAGGAGGUGGGUGUCACAGUGCUGCUAGCAAGCUGUAAUACAACGGUCGUAGAUUCUCUCAGACAAGGCUCUUUCUUUGGGAAGGCUGACAAAGACAUGGAACGCUUGUCAUUCUAUACUGUACACGCUGCAGUUCAAUUUGCCAAUGACAGGGCAACAUCUACAUUUAUUGGUGACUCAUUGGUGUAGACCAGAGCCGUAUAUAUCCAAAUAAAUGGAUAUGUAAAUAAAUGGCUCUGGUCAGGGAUGGAUUGGCCAUCURGCAAUUCUGGAAAAUGCGAGAUAGGCUGGACAAUUUUUUUGUUGGGUGGCUUGGUCAAAAUUGACACACACAC